Messenger RNA from Carassius auratus (goldfish), 2631 nucleotides. Its product is annotated as adhesion G protein-coupled receptor E1-like. Gene Ontology annotation, biological process: adenylate cyclase-activating G protein-coupled receptor signaling pathway. The transcript has 8 exons. Bases 1 to 2631 code for a protein of 876 amino acids. NCBI's taxonomy places the organism in Eukaryota, Metazoa, Chordata, Actinopteri, Cypriniformes, Cyprinidae. The record is from RefSeq and is a predicted model, not a curated record. Gene Ontology annotation, molecular function: G protein-coupled receptor activity. Gene Ontology annotation, cellular component: plasma membrane.
AUGCAAUGCCGGCGUGCUACAUCAUCCACCGGAGUGGCUUCUGGUUUUGACAGUCUCAUAUCCACCACUGCUGCUGAACCAAGAGCAGCAGUUAGUCCAGCUUAUGGCUGCGUGCUUUAUAAUGAAACAUACAUCUGCAGUGGUUCUCAGUAUCAGAUGUACUGCAACACAACAAUGCAUCAUUUCUACUACCAGAGAGAACAAAACCAACACCAGUACCGUUGCACGAGUAAUGACUGUCUCUGUGUUGGUAAUAAGGACACCUGUGCAUGCUACUCUAAUACUUCAUCCUGCUUCUGUGAGGACUUUAGCAAUAACACCACCGUCCUUCCAGCAGUCAGGCCAGUUUUGGACUGCAAGCUUAAUAAUGACACGUACAUCUGCAUUGGUGCUCAGUACCACAUGUACUGCGACACAUCAGUGAAUUAUUUUAGCUACUACAAAUAUAAGUACCAAAACCAAUACCAGUACAGCUGCUGGAGUAAUAACUGUAACUGCCGUUUUAAUAAGGACUCCUGUCAGUGCUACGGUUAUACUUCAUCCUCCUGCUUCUGUACAAAUUAUGGCUAUAAUAUCACUAUCCCUUCAUCACUUAGUCCAGUCACAGGCCUUGACUGUUGGCUUUAUAAUGACACGUACAUCUGCACUGGUGCUCAGUACCACAUGUACUGCAAUACAAGACUGCAUUCGGUCUACUACCGGAGGUAUAAGAAACAAAACCAGUAUGAAUGCUGGAGUAAUAAUUGUUAUUGCAUUGUUAAUGAGGACACUUGCACAUGCUACAGUAGCACUUUGUCCUCCUGCUUCUGUGAGACUUACGACAAAAGCAUUGCUUUCACUACAGCAGUUAGUCCAGUCUAUGACUGUGCGCUUUAUAAUGACAUGUACAUCUGCACUGGUGCUCAGUACCACAUGUACUGCAACGCACAAAUGCAUGUUUUCUCCUACCAGAGAUAUCAGUACCAAAACCAAUACCAGUGUGUGAAUAAUAACUGUGACUGCUUUGGUAAUAAGGACACCUGUUCAUGCUCUACUAGCACUUUGUCCUCCUGUUUCUGUAAGACUUAUGGCAAUAGCAUUGCUCUCCCUACAGCAGUUAGUCCAGUCUAUGACUGUCUGAUUAAUAACGACACAUACAUCUGCACUGGUGCUCAGUAUCACAUGCACUGCAACACAAGAAUGCAUUAUUUCUACUACUCAGUAUAUCAGCACCAAAACCAAUAUGAAUAUAAUUAUGAAUGCUGGGGUGAUAACUGUUACUGCCAUGGUAAUAAGGACACUUGUACAUGCUACAGUAGCACUUUGUCCUCCUGUUUCUGUGAGACUUAUGGCAAUAGCACUGCUCUCAGUACAGCAGUUAGUCCAGUCUAUGACUGUGUGCUUUAUGGCACAUCAUACAUCUGCACUGGUUCUCAAUACCAGAUGUACUGCAACACAAGUGUAAAUUAUUUCUACUACUGGAGAUAUAGUAACCAAAACCACUAUAUAUGCUGGGGUGAUAACUGUUACUGCUUUGGUAAUGAGGACACCUGUACAUGCUACGGUAGCACUUUGUCCUCCUGCUUCUGUACCAAUAACAGCAGUAGUAUCCCUAUCCCUGCAGCAGUUAGUCCAGUUUAUGACUGUGGGCUUUAUAAUGACACGUACAUCUGCACUGGUGCUCAGUACCGCAUGUUCUGCAAUACAAGAAUGCAUUAUUUCUACUACUGGACAUAUAGUAACCAAAACCAAUAUGAAUGUUGGGGUAAUGACUGUUACUGCUUUGGUGAUGAGGACACCUGUACAUGCUACAGAAGCACUUUGUCCUCCUGCUUCUGUGAGACUAACAUCUUCACAACUAUUGCAGAUAUGAUUAUUGCACUGCCAGAUCAGUGUGGGAGUCAGACCUCAGAAGGAUGUCUUCAAAAUCUUCUUGAGCAGAUAGAGAACAGUGCAGCUCAAGAGCUUCCUGUGACUAUGGUGAUGAGCAUUUUGACUGUGGUCUUCAACACUUCAGAGAUGAUGUUAGAGUCAUUCUCAUCAGUAAACCCAGCUGAACUAGCCUCCUAUGGAAACCGUCUGUUAAAAGUCAGCGAGAAACUCAUUUCUAUAUUAGUGAAGACGACAGACACAAGUGACAGUGUCAGUUUUACUUUUGCUGCUGUAGAUAUAGAAGUCUUCAUGGUUGGACCACAGGUAACUUUAGAUAAAAUCCCUCGACUCGACACGACAAAUUCUUCUGUGGACAUCGAUCUCAUUGGGAUCGCCAAGAACAACAAUGAAAGAUCAGCUGCUGUGGCUUUCAUGAGCUACAACACGAUGGAGAAUCUACUGAAGCCAGACUUCUUCAACACACCAAAGGACACGAUUAAAACCAUGAUGUCCACUGUGAUCUCAGCUACUCUUCCCAAAACCACCAACACUACACUAACUAAACCAGUCAACUUCACCCUCAAACACAUCAGAAAGCUUGAUCCCAGCAGUUCUCUGUCCUGUGUGUACUGGAAUAUCAGCGAGUGGAUUGUAGAUGGUUGUUCUGUUUUAAAGUCCAACAGCAGCCACACUGUGUGUUCCUGUGAUCAUCUGUCCACAUUCGCUCUCAUGCAAACCAGCCGCCCACCAGAGGUACAAAACAUUUCUAGUGAACAGUGA